UCACUCACUCACUCACUCACUCACUCACUCAAUGGAUUGAGGGACACCAGGCUUUACAAUUUCGACCCUGUUCCCCAGAAGCCCACGGUUUGGUUGACACUUCGGUGUUGCCCUCUCACUUUGAUAGCGUUUUGCAAAAGGGGGACACAGCCUCUCUCGUGUGGCUCCACCUCCGAACUCAGCCGUUGUACACCUCAAAACCUGAGUGGCACCCUGGCCUGCUGCUUAUUUACCCCUGAGCCUUUUUCCUUCACUUUCCAUCCACCUGGACAGCAGAGCUGUCUCACAGAGGCCCUGCGAGGCUUGAGAUGAGCCUGAAUCAUCUAACCUUGGGGUUAAAUUCCAGGCUGUUUGGCACACUGCUCUCUUAGCAUGCAUGUAGUCUUGGGCUCAACCCCCACAUCCCUAUAAUCCUGAGCUGUGGGGGUGAAGGCAAAAGACUCAGAAGAUCAAGGUUACGUUGCAAGUUUCAAAGUCAACCUGGGCUACACGAGAGCUGCCUCAAAGUCUUCCUUUCUAGUUGUUGACUUUACUAAGUGUACCGGUGUGGGCACACUGAGUGCAGGUGCCACAAGUCAGAGGGGCAGAUCCUCUACAGCUGUGGUUACAGACAGUUGUUGGGCUUGGAACUCUGGUCCUCUGCUUGAAGAGUAUUUGCUCUUAACCCUAAGUGUUGACUUUAAGGGGAGAGUUGCUGUCUAUACUGGAGUCUGAAUAAUUCUAAAGGAGGAGUUAGGAUAUCAAACCCCCAAAUUCUGGGUCCUCUCCACCCAACAUACCGACAAUAAAUCAACAGCGUGGUUUACAUUGUCUAAUAUAUGUAUUUUAUUUUUCAGUGACUCCAUACCAAAGAACUGUCACAAGGAGUAUGGCUGCCCUUUUAACUGGGAUGACCUGCUUUGCAGGAACAAAGUGAGCUUAUACGAGACACUUACGAGAAGCCCAUUCAUUGCAAAUGAUAAGACAGGCCCUCAGGAUGAGCGUCCCCGACUACAUGCAGUGUGCGGAGGACCACCAGACUCUGCUGGUGGUCGUACAGGCUGUGGGCAUCGUCUCCGAGGAGAACUUCUUCAGAAUCUACAAGCGGAUCUGCUCCGUGAAUCAGCUUAGUGUGCGCGACUCUCAGCGCGCGCUCUUCAUCCGCUACCGACACCACUACCCUCCUGAGAACAACGAAUGGGGGGACUUCCAGACGCACCGCAAGGUGGUGGGCCUCAUCACCAUCACUGACUGCUUCUCGGCCAAGGACUGGCCACAGACCUUCGAGAAGUUCCACGUGCAGAAGGAGAUCUACGGCUCCACGCUCUACGACUCCCGCCUCUUUGUGUUCGGGCUCCAGGGUGAUGUGACCGAGCAGCCGCGCCCCGAUGUGGCCUUUUAUCCCAACUACGAUGACUGCGAUUCGGUGGAGAAGCGCAUCGAAGACUUCAUCGAGUCCCUUUUCAUUGUUCUGGAGUCCAAGCGCCUGGACAGAGCUACUGACAAGUCCGGGGACAAGAUCCCCCUUCUCUGUGUCCCUUUUGAGAAGAAGGAUUUCGUGGGACUGGACACGGAUAGUAGUGUGUUGUUGGGUCUGAAAAGACAUUACAAGAAGCGGUGCCAGGGACGCAUGCGGAAGCACGUGGGAGACUUGUGCCUCCAGGCUGGGAUGCUGCAGGAUGCCCUGGUACACUACCACAUGUCCGUGGAGCUCCUGCGCUCAGUGAAUGACUUCCUGUGGCUAGGGGCUGCCCUGGAAGGGCUGUGCUCCGCUUCUGUCAUUUCCCACUAUCCUGGAGGAACUGGUGGCAAGUCUGGGGCUCGGAGGCUCCAAGGCAGCUCACUUCCCUCAGAAGCAGCCAACAGGCACCGGCCAGGGGCGCAAGAAGUUCUCAUUGACCCAGGCGCUCUCACCACCAAUGGCAUAAAUCCAGACACCAGUGCUGAGAUUGGACGUGCCAAGAACUGCCUCAGCCCUGAGGACAUAAUCGACAAAUACAAAGAGGCCAUUUCCUAUUACAGCAAGUAUAAGAAUGCCGGGGUGAUUGAGCUGGAAGCGUGUGUCAAGGCCGUGCGUGUCCUGGCUAUUCAGAAGCGUGGCAUGGAAGCUUCGGAGUUUCUGCAGAAUGCUGUGUACAUCAAUCUCCGGCAGCUUUCUGAAGAAGAGAAAAUACAGCGCUACAGCAUCCUCUCUGAGCUCUACGAAUUGAUCGGCUUCCACCGCAAGUCAGCAUUCUUCAAGCGCGUGGCUGCCAUGCAAUGCGUUGCCCCCAGCAUCUCAGAACCUGGCUGGAGAGCCUGUUACAAGCUCCUUCUGGAGACAUUGCCCGGUUACAGUCUGUCGCUAGACCCCAAGGACUUCAACAAAGGCACACACCGAGGCUGGGCUGCCGUUCAAAUGCGUCUGCUGCACGAGCUGGUCUAUGCCUCCCGCAGGAUGGGAAACCCCGCUCUGUCUGUGCGGCACCUGUCCUUCCUUUUGCAGACCAUGCUGGACUUCCUGUCUGAUCAGGAAAAGAAAGAUGUGACUCAAAGCCUGGAGAACUAUACAGCCAAGUGUCCCGGGACAAUGGAGCCCAUUACCCUUCCAGAUGGCCUCACGCUGCCUCCUGUACCCUUUACCAAGCUUCCCAUUGUCAGGUGCGUGAAGCUGCUGAGUCUCCCCACCAGCCUCCGGCCACAGAAGGUGAAAAGCUUGCUGGGGCAGACCAUGUCCGCCAAGAGCCCCUUCAUCUAUUCGCCAAUCAUUGCGCACAGCCGUGGAGAGGAACGCAACAAGAAAAUAGAUUUCCAGUGGGUUCAAGGAGAUGUGUGUGAAGUUCAGCUGAUGGUGUACAACCCGAUGCCGUUUGAGCUCCGUGUAGAAAACAUGGGCCUCCUCACCAGUGGAGUGGAGUUUGAGUCUCUUCCGGCAGCACUUUCCCUUCCUGCAGAAUCCGGUUUGUACCCAGUGACACUGGUGGGGGUCCCACAGACUACAGGGAUGAUCACUGUGAAUGGUUACCACACCACAGUCUUUGGGGUCUUCAGUGACUGCCUGCUCGACAACCUCCCAGGAGUGAAAACCAGUGGCUCAACUGUGGAAGUCAUCCCUGCCUUGCCAAGGCUGCAGAUCAGCACAGCGCUUCCCAGGUCUGCACAUUCAUUGCAGCCCUCUUCCGGUGACGAAAUAUCAACCAACGUGUCUGUCCAGCUUUACAAUGGAGAAGCUCAGCAGCUGGUUAUCACCUUGGAGAACAUUGGACUAGAGCCUCUAGAACAGCUGGAAGUCACCUCCAAGCUCCUCACCACCAAGGAGAAGCUGUCUGGGGACUUCUUGAGCUGGAAGCUAGAAGAAACACUGUCCCAGUUCCCGCUGCAGCCCGGGAAGGUGGCUACUUUCACCGUCAACAUCAAGGCAAAGCUGGACUUCUCCUGCCAGGAGAACCUCCUCCAGGACCUGAGUGAUGAUGGAGUCAGUGUGAGCGGCUUUCCUCUGUCCAGUCCUUUCCGCCAGGUCGUCAGACCCCGAGUGGAAAGCCGACCCACAAACCCUUCUGAGGGCAGCAAGUCGGGGGACCUUGGCCACCUCAAGACUCUGGAAGCUGUCCUCAACUUCAAGUACUCCGGAGGCCCAGGCCAUGUGGAAGGGUAUUACCGGAAUCUGUCUCUGGGACUGCAUGUGGAAGUUGAGCCGUCUGUGUUUUUUACUAGAGUCAGCACACUUCCAGCAACCAGCACCCGGCAGUGCCACCUCCUCCUCGAUGUCUUCAACUCCACAGAGCACGAGCUCACAGUCUGUGCCAGGAACAACUCUGAGCUUGUCUUGCAUCCCAGUGAGUGCCAGCGAAUGGCUAUUCAAGUGGACAAGUUCAACUUUGAAAGUGUCUCAGAAUCCCCCGGAGAGAAGGAACCCUUGGCAAAUCUGAAGCAGCUAGAAGAUGAGAGGCAAGAGGCAAGAGGCCUGGAGAUCAGCAGCAAGCUGGACAUAUGCUGGAGAAUUCCAUCCCUGAAGCGCAGCGGUGAGGCGAGUGUGGAGGGCCUCCUGAACCAGCUCGUCCUGGAGCACCUGCAGCUGGCGCCUCUGCAGUGGGAUGUGCUGGUGGAUGGGCAGCCGUGCGACUGUGAGGUGGCAGCUACCUGCCAGGUUGGUGACCCUGUGCACCUAGAGGUGCGGCUGACUAACCGGAGUCCCCACAGUGUGGGGCCCUUUGCCCUCACCGUGGUCCCCUUCCAGGACCACAAGAAUGGUGUGCACAACUAUGAUCUGCAUGACGCCAUCUCCUUUGUGGGUUCCAGCACCUUCUACCUUGACACGGUGCAGCCAUCUGGCCAGUCAGCCUGCCUUGGGGCCCUCCUCUUCCUCUACACAGGUGACUUCUUCCUCCACAUCCGCUUCCAUGAGGACUGCAAGAGCAAGGAGCUGCCACCGUCCUGGUUUUGUCUGCCCAGCGUGCGUGUACGGGCCCUGGAGGCCCAGGCCUGAGCCCCUCAGCCCCGAAGGCUGUGUCCUUCUUGCACCACACCCAACUUUCCUCCUCCCCCCAGAAGUCACCCUGUUGGCUGCCUGCUCUGUUUCUGGCCUAUUAUGCUGAGCAACCUCACACCUAGUGCCGGCUUGGGUGACCCUGCUCUGUGGCCAGCACUGUGAAGGGUCCUUCCUGGUCUUGUCAUCUCCCUGUGGCCUUAAGAAGAAAUGUUGAGUCAUCCCUUCAAUCCCCUUUGGUCUGGCUUACCCCUGUGAAUGCCACUGACACCUCAAGCAAGGGAGGAGACAGUGUGGGUGACCAGGGUGAGCAGGUUUCAAGAUGUUUCCCGCCCAUGUAUUCUGGGCUCAAAAUCUGUAUAUCUAUGUUGCCAUGUUCUCCAAUAAAGGCCUGCCUUGCUUA
This is a messenger RNA of Mesocricetus auratus (golden hamster), 4847 nucleotides long. It is a transcript of the gene Trappc9, whose product is annotated as trafficking protein particle complex subunit 9. Gene Ontology annotation, cellular component: trans-Golgi network. NCBI's taxonomy places the organism in Eukaryota, Metazoa, Chordata, Mammalia, Rodentia, Cricetidae. The record is from RefSeq and is a predicted model, not a curated record. The coding region runs from base 956 to 4444 and encodes 1162 amino acids. The transcript is spliced from 24 exons.